Molecule: messenger RNA, 712 nt
Organism: Hydra vulgaris (swiftwater hydra)
Lineage: Eukaryota; Metazoa; Cnidaria; Hydrozoa; Anthoathecata; Hydridae
Product: ufm1-specific protease 1
Source: RefSeq, a predicted model, not a curated record
UACAUACAUACAUACAUAUGUAUUUGUGUUUAUAGCUAGAUUUAUUUAAUACAUUUAAUGUUGUUAAAAAAUAUACACGAGGGUUUAGCUGUUCCCCAACAAUUUUGCAAUUGUUUUACUGUUAAAGGAGAUUAUUUUUUUUAUCAUUAUUAUGUUGAUGGUGCAAAUGAUAUUGGUUGGGGAUGUGGUUAUCGAUCAUUGCAAACAAUUGUUUCAUGGAUUAUUUGUAAUGAGUUGCAUCAAGGUUUAGGUGGAGUACCAUCAAUACAAUGUAUUCAAAGUAAACUUGUUGAAAUUGGGGAUAAGCAUGAGUCAUUUAUCGGAUCAAAAGAAUGGAUUGGUACUUAUGAAGCUUUCCUUAUCAUAGACACUUUGUAUAAAAUAUCAUGCAAAAUUUUACAUGUUUCAUGUGGCAAAGAACUUUACAAAGUGAUUGAGAUUUUAAAAGAUCAUUUUCAAAACACUGGAUCACCAAUAAUGAUGGGAGGAGACAUAGAUUGUGGCUCUAAAACAAUAUUAGGUAUUUGCCAUAAAGAAGAUGACUGGUGGCUUCUUGUUCUUGAUCCACAUUUUUCUAAAAUGAAAGUCUAUAAUAAGAAACAACUGCAAGAUGAAAGUUGCGUUUAUUGGAAACACUUAAGUACAUUUGAUGAUAGUUCUUUUUAUAAUUUUUGUAUUCCUCUUAGUUUAAAUCAAUAAGAAUUAGAAGUAA